Molecule: messenger RNA, 1764 nt
Organism: Scheffersomyces amazonensis
Lineage: Eukaryota; Fungi; Ascomycota; Pichiomycetes; Serinales; Debaryomycetaceae
Exons: 1
Coding region: 296-1342 (348 amino acids)
Source: RefSeq, a predicted model, not a curated record
UGUGAUAAGACGAUUUAAAAGGGAUCACAAUCAGGGACACAAGUUUAUAUACAGCCAAAACAAAAUAAACUAAACCAUUUUUAAAUACUUUGACGGUCUAUUUUACUAAACUGGCUAGUGCUAUUUUCAAAUCCCUUUUUUUCAUAUCAAGAUUGGUAAGUUUUGUCGGAACGGACGAUUUCAGGUUAUUCAUUGGCUUACUUUCCUAUAUUUUUUCAUAAUUUUCAGGUCCUAAAAUUUUUUAAUUUCUGGGGUAAAUGGUUAUUCGUGAUAAUUGAGAUUAAUUAUUUCAAAAAUGUUAAAAUAUAUCUUUGGCACUCAAGAUUCAGAUAAUGUUUCAUUGCAAAAUGAGCCAACUGUAGAUUACAACAAUACGAUAUAUUCUUUUAAUACACCCAACAACGCAACAAAUUAUGAUAUACCAAAUGAUUAUCGCAAGUCUUCCUGGGCGCCUCUGGUCAUACCCAAUAUUAUUGAUUAUUCCGAUGAUGAAUUAGAAUCAGACGAUGAUAUAAGAAGAGAUUUCAAAAUAGUGAGAGAUAAUUUCACAAGGACUAGUAAUCAAUUGAAUCAAAAUUAUAAUUACCAGGAAUCUUCAAAUUUCUCCUUACCAACCAAUUAUCCAGGUAAAUAUGUUUCGAAUGAACAUGAAGAGUAUCAUAACAAGCCAAGGAAGGAAGAAAAUCUAGAUUACCGACGUUCUGUAUUACCAAACUUUUCUGGUGAGUAUAUUAAUAUAAAUACUGAUUACGUGAAAAGUGAUACUCAAGUAAACAUUGACAAGGAAAUUGCCCAAUUGAAAGAAGGAGUCAAGAAAGAGUUAAAGAAUAAAAAUUCUUCGCCUCAAGAAAUACAAGAUGUUCAACUAAGUUCCAUAAUUGUGAAAAUCAAGAAUCAGAACAAGUUUUUGCAUCAAUUAAAUGAUAUUAUUGAUUUGGACGAUGAACUUCCGGAAAAUUUAUUGAACAAGUAUAAUAACUUAAAAGCUGAUUACAUAAAAGAAUUGAAAAAUAGUCAAAUCUUCUAUCAAGUGUAUUCUAAGUUAUUAACAAAAUACAGACAAUUACGUAAAGAAGGUGCGUCGUCUGCAACCACUAUUCUAACUUCAACUUCAAAAUCAAAAUCAGUUCUUUCACUUAAAGAAAAAGUUAAAUUGAUCAGAUCUUUAUCCAAUCAAAGCUCAAUUAAAAUUACAUGUUCAAACAUUUUGAACGAAUUGGAUAAAUUGGAAGAUAAGGAUAAAACAAUCGAUGAGUUGAGAAAGAAAUUAGAUGAUGCCAAUUUGAAGAUCCAGACUCUUGAGAAAACAAAUAAGCAAUAUUCUUCGAAACUCGAUUCCUAAGAACAAUAGAGGUGAAAAAACUGGUCAUUUAUUAUAUUGUAUUAUUUCACAGUAAAUCAGAUUAAGGACGAUUUGCUUAUUGUAUAUUAUGGACACUCGCAUCUCAUCUCAUAAAAUUUAUUAUGGAAUCACGAAAUUUUUUCAGUUCAUCUCGUAUUAUCUAGCAUAUGUUAUAGUCUUGGGACAUUUGUACUUGGGUUUAGGCUUACCUCUUAAAAUUAUGUAUAGAACGUCGUUGCUUGUAGCGACUUCAGUUGUAUCUUAGAUUGUAUUAUAGAGUUCACAUGGUAAAUAUAUUUAUUUAAGAAGGGUAGCUUGAUGCUGAAGGUAGUUGCUAAUUACUACCGAUUAUAUUUUUUAAUAUUAUCAUCUCUGAAAACAAAAGUGUAAUUACGUCUGUGUAACCAGUUUUAGUUUACGAA